This is a messenger RNA of Lathyrus sativus (Indian pea), 1296 nucleotides long. Lineage: Eukaryota; Viridiplantae; Streptophyta; Magnoliopsida; Fabales; Fabaceae. The record is from the annotation of a GenBank genome assembly.
AUGGAUCCACAGGCCUUUAUUAGGUUGUCGAUAGGUUCUCUAGGUUUGAGAAAUAUUGGAAUUGAACUGAGCACUGGAAAAACCGAAAUUCAAAGACUCUCUUCAUCUUAUGUUUGUGAGAUACGGCUUCGGGGUUUUCCUGUUCAAACGUCACCAGUCCCCUUGAUAACCUCGGCCGAUGUUAUACAUACACAAAACGGCGCUUCAAGCUUUUACCUCGAGGAAUCUGAUUUAAAAGCAUUGUUAGCUCCUGGUUGUUUCUAUAACCCUCAUGCUUAUUUGGAGAUCAUCGUGUUUUCAGGGAAGAAGGGAUCGCAUUGUGGAGUUAGUGUCAAAAGACAGCAAAUUGGUGUUUUUAAGAUGCAGGUUGGCCCUGAAUGGUGUGAAGGAAAGUCUUUGAUUCUUUUUAACGGAUGGAUUGGUAUAGGCAAAAACAAACAGGAAAAUGGAAAACCGGGUGCAGAAUUACAUUUGAAAGUUAAACUAGAUCCUGACCCUAGAUAUGUAUUCCGGUUUGAAGAUAUAACAACAUCGAGUCCUCAGGUAGUUCUGCUGCAAGGAUCAAUCAAACAGCCAAUCUUCAGUUGCAAGUUUAGUAAAGACAGGGUUUCUCAGAUGGACUCAUUGAGCACUUACUGGUCAGGUUCAAACGACACGUCUGACUUAGACGCGGAGAGGCGAGAGAGAAAAGGGUGGAAGGUGAAGAUACAUGAUCUAUCUGGCUCAGCUGUAGCUGCAGCCUUCAUAACAACUCCCUUUGUUCCGUCUUCAGGUUGUGAUUGGGUUGCCAGAUCCAACCCUGGAGCUUGGUUGAUUGUUCGCCCCGAUGUUGGUAGAUCCGAGAGUUGGCAGCCGUGGGGAAAACUCGAAGCAUGGCGCGAGCGAGGUAUUAAAGACACUAUAUGCUGCAAAUUCCAUCUUCUAUCUGAACCACAAGACGGAGGCAAUUUUCUCAUGUCAGAAAUGCAUAUAAAUGCCGAAAAGGGUGGCGAGUUUUUCAUAGAUACCGAAAAACACAUGAGAACUGUGACUUCUGCGACAACUCCAAUACCUAGUCCACAAAGUAGCGGAGACUUUGGUGCACUUAGUCCAGUUGUUGGAGGUUUUGUCAUGAGCUGUAGAGUUCAAGGUGAAGGAAAGCGUAGCAAACCGUUAGUACAGCUGGCACUGCGACACGUGACAUGCGUGGAGGAUGCUGCAAUCUUCAUGGCACUUGCAGCAGCCGUCGACCUCAGUAUCGAGGCAUGUAAACCUUUCCGAAGGAAGAUCAGAAGAGCGUUUCGAAACUCUAUGUGA